Cetraspora pellucida is the source of this 462-nucleotide messenger RNA. The record is from the annotation of a GenBank genome assembly. NCBI's taxonomy places the organism in Eukaryota, Fungi, Glomeromycota, Glomeromycetes, Diversisporales, Gigasporaceae.
AUGCCAGGUUUUAAAAUACGAUUCCUCUUAACUAUCAGCACUCUUUUAUCCAUUGUAAAUGCGAAUAAGACGGUAUUUAUUGAUCCAAAUGAUCCUUGGCAAGUAUUUGAAGGAUGGGGAACGAGUUUAAGCUGGUGGGCAAAUGCGCUUGGUGGAUUUCCGGAUAUUAGGAAUCAAUCUGCAGAUUUGGUGUUUGAUAUAUCUAAGGGAUUGGGACUAAAUGUUAUACGAUAUAAUAUCGGUGGAGGAGAUGAUCCAAGUCAUCAUCACAUGAGAAUUGGGGGUGAUGUUCCUGGUUUUUUGCCAUGCAAUAAUUGUGAUUAUAAUUGGACUUCUGAUGCAAAUCAAAGAUGGUUUUUAUUUGCUGCAAAGGAACGUGGUGCUGAUAUUUUUGAGGCAUAUUCCAAUAGUCCUCCAUAUUGGAUGACUAAUAGUGGUUGUUCUUCUGGUGUUUCGUCAAUG